AUUCCUCUGUUUUUUCCCCAAUUCCGCAACAUCCCAUUCCCAUGUAGAGCAGGCUAUAGCCUAUAUCCAUUACUCUCUCUCUCUCUCCCUCCCUCUCUCUCUCCCAGUUCGGUUGCUCUCUCGCCGUUUCGAGAGCGCGGAAGCAGCAGCGGCCUGCGUUCCUGUCGGCCCCGCGGGCCGGACGAGGAUGUCGGAUCAGAAGGACCCUGGGAUCAAGCUCUUCGGCCGGGUGAUCCCGCUGGCCCCUGAGCCAGCGCUGGGGACCACGGAAACGGAGGAACCGCACUGCCACGACCGGCCGCCGGAAGAGCUGCAGUCACGGGCGCUGGAGGAGGAGGAGGACGCGGCGGCGGCGGAUGAGGAUCAACACAACGAAAAAGAAGAUGGUGAAAUGAAGGUUGACAUGCCACAAGAGAAGGAUAAUGAAAUGAAGGUUGACACGCCACAAGAGAAGGCUGAUGAAAUGAAGAUUGACACGCCACAAGAGAAGGGUAAUGAAAUGAAGGUUGACAUGCCACAAGAGAAGGGUACUGAAAUGAAGUUUGAUGCAUCACAAAAGGAACAGGAUGGUGAAAUGAAGGUUGACGCACAACAAGAGAAAAAAGAUGAGCAAAUGAAAGUCGAUGCAUCACCAAUGACAGAAAAUAUACAACCAGGCACUUUACCUACCUCGGACCAUAACAAAGAAGAUUUGGGCCAGGUGAACAGUACUGAAGAUAAAGUUGCAUCAGACCCAAAGGGGGAGAGUGAGAAGACAUCAAAUGAAGAAUCAGGUCAGGACAAAACACUUAAGAAGCCAGAUAAGAUUCUACCUUGUCCUCGGUGCAACAGCAUGGACACAAAGUUCUGCUAUUACAACAACUACAAUGUUAAUCAACCUAGGCACUUCUGCAAGAAUUGUCAGCGGUACUGGACUGCAGGGGGCACUAUGAGGAAUGUACCUGUUGGUGCUGGGCGGCGCAAAAGUAAGAAUGCAUCAUUGCACUACCGCCAAUUACUGAUGGCCCCUGAUUGUAUGCUGGGUUCUAGAGUGGACAUAUCAAAAUCAGUCCUCCCUGAAGCUCUUGUGUCCCCACCUUCUGCCCCAAUACAGUCAACCAGUCGAAAUGAAACAGUUCUCAAAUUUGGGCCUGAGGUGCCACUUUGUGAAUCAAUGGCGUCAGCACUUAACAUUGAUGAACAGAAUGUAAAGAACCCUGGAUCAGCGCCAAGAGGAGAAAAUAGGGAAGACAACUCUUGUGCAUCAUCUGUUACAUCAUACAAUGGACUUCCUGAAAACAUGGUUCACGUCGAUAAGAAUGGAGCACCCGUUUACUGUAAUGGAGUUGCCCCAUUGCCUCAGUAUUACCUUGGAACCCCUUUCAUGUAUCCUUGGAGUGUAGGAUGGAACAAUCUCCCUGUGAUGGUGCCAGGUAAAAAUAUGCCUGAACCUGCUUCUGCUUCAGAGAGCUGCAGUACUAGUUCAGCUCCAUGGAUGACCUCUCCCAUGAUGCCGGCCUCGAGACUUCCUAGACCAGCAUUUCCAUACCCUCUUGUGCCACCUGCGCUUUGGGGUUGUUUGUCUGGAUGGCCAGCCACGACAUGGAACAUACCGUGGAUCAGAACUAACGGUUGCGUGUCCCCGUCGUCAUCAAGCAACAGCAGCUGCUCAGGUAAUGGGUCUCCUACUCUUGGUAAACAUUCCAGGGACUCUAAUCCGUUGAAAGAGGAGAAGAAAGAGAAAUCAUUGUGGGUUCCUAAGACACUCCGGAUCGAUGAUCCUGAUGAGGCUGCAAAGAGUUCAAUAUGGGCUACCCUUGGCAUCAAACCUGGUGACCCUGGCACCUUCAAGCCUUUUCAGUCCAAGGUCGAGAGCAAGGGCCAGAAAUCAGAUACUGCUCAGGUUUUGCAGGCGAAUCCAGCAGCAUUAUCACGUUCGCAAUCAUUCCAGGAGAGCUCUUGAUUCCAUGCCUUCAGUCUAUCGUAUAGUUUUGGUACUGUAAUCUUUACAUCUUUACAUACUAGAAGAGUUUUGCGGUCCGUGAAAAGAUCAGCAGAGAGCUUCUUGUAUAGCCACUAACUUGGUGGAACAUGCAAAGAGCUUUCAUGAGAACCCCUUUGGAGAUAUGUAUGUAUUGUAAAUACUUGACAAACUGGUUGUGUAUAUUAGUCUCAAGUCAGGACGCAGGAAGACUCACCUGGGUUGGCUCUCCUAGUAUAUUGGUUUUAAGUUGCAAACAGUUAACAGUGUAACUGAUAAUAUUCCAGUGAGUACUAGAAGAACUACAAAUAUUCUCAAAUAAACCAUUUCAAUCGUC
Messenger RNA from Panicum hallii, 2297 nucleotides. RefSeq names its product cyclic dof factor 2-like. The record is from RefSeq and is a predicted model, not a curated record. Gene Ontology annotation, biological process: regulation of DNA-templated transcription. NCBI's taxonomy places the organism in Eukaryota, Viridiplantae, Streptophyta, Magnoliopsida, Poales, Poaceae. The coding region runs from base 188 to 1942 and encodes 584 amino acids. The transcript has 2 exons. Gene Ontology annotation, molecular function: DNA-binding transcription factor activity; DNA binding.